Messenger RNA from Osmia lignaria (orchard mason bee), 1892 nucleotides. RefSeq lists its product as uncharacterized. The record is from RefSeq and is a predicted model, not a curated record. NCBI's taxonomy places the organism in Eukaryota, Metazoa, Arthropoda, Insecta, Hymenoptera, Megachilidae.
ACGAGACUAAUGCAGCGCUCGUUUUCAACAUGACGACGAUCAUCGCCGAUCCGGCUUGCCGUUUCAACGACUCCUCCUCCAAGUCGUCGAUCUGCUCUGUCGAUGAUAAACCGAGCGUGCUGCUCCUCGAUUCCGACAUCAAUAAGAUCGUCGAGCGGAAACUUCGCUCGACUAACUUCCGCGUUUUGCACUGGAGUUUGGAUAGCCUCGGGGAGACGAAUGGCUUUCUGGGCCAGUACUACACCCUUUCGGUAACCGUGAAGAUCGACGAUAAAUCGAGGCAUUUGAAAUUCUUCGCGAAAACACCGCCGCCCACCGACAGUCCUCAAUACGAUUUCCUCGUCAACUCGAACACGUUCAAUAAGGAGAUAGCUGUCUACAGCGAUAUCGUGUCGAAGAUCGGGAUGGGUAACGGACCGAAAUGGGCGCCUGAUUAUUAUCUCGGCAAGAGCAACGCCAUAAUCGUGCUGGAGGACGCGAAACAAGAGGGAUACGUAACACCGGACAAAUUCUUGUUGUUCGACGUUGAUCACUGCGUUUCGGUGAUAACGACCCUCUCGACCUUCCACUCGAGGUUCUUGAUCCACGACGAGAAGCUUCGCCGUACCACCGGACAGACGAUCACGGAUCUUUAUGGAAACUGGCUGGAGGAGGUAGCUUUCGUCGAGGAGGAACUGGCCGCGAGGAAAUAUCUCUGCUCCUGUAUCAAAGGUGCAUGCACGAUGGUAGAUUACGCGGAUAGAUUCAACGACGAAGAGAGGAGCCUGAUGAAGGAUUGGAUUACGAAGACCGUUCGAAGCCUGCCGAUAUUGCUGCAAUCGUCUAAGAAAUUCAGAAACGUCGUAUGCCAUCGCGACAUAUGGGCGAAUAAUAUGAUGUUUAAAAGAGAUUCGAACGGUAAGCCGAUCGGUUGUUACUUGAUAGACUUUCAAUUUCUACGGCACAGUCCGCCCGCGCUCGAUUUCGUUUUGUGCCUUUAUCUGACCACUGAUCGAGCCACCAGACGUCGGCACUUUGAUCGAUUCAUCGACGUUUAUUGCGAUACCAUGAAGAACGAAUUGGCUUCCGAAGGUCUCGACAUGGAGGAGUGUUUACCUCGCGAACAGUUCAUCGAGUGUUGCGGGGAAAUAAGGAAUAUCGCGUUGGCGUAUUCGAUCGCCAACAUGCAAGUAAUGUUACUGACGAAACAAGCGGUCGAGAAGUAUUUCGUUAAUAAUACCGAACUUUUGGAACACGUGGUGUACGGUGAACAACGAUCAGAACUGGUCAUUAACGAAUGCCGUACUCUGAAGGCUUAUAAAGAUCGUAUCGUGGAUAUGUUGGAGGACAUCAAAGACCACCUGGUUAACAAAGCGACCAAGUGUUAGGUGCAAGAACAAGGAACUGGGGUUGUGAAUGGUACUUGGAGUGUCGUCGUUUGUACCUGCAUUACGAUCUGUGAUAAAGGGACUUUGGAAUGGAGCCAGCAAGGAAGGCUGUCCUUAUUUCUGGAUUUGCGGACGUGUCGCAAAGUCCUCGCUGAAUCGUGCCAGAGUUCGUUGAAAAGGCUACGAGGAGCAAGGUCAAUCAAUGCAUCAGACGACUUUUUGCACGGAUAUCGUCUGAAAUAUCGUGGACCAUUUAAUCGGACGGUUCUGUUAAGCUGGCUUUACAGGCUCAUGCAAUUUGAACAAACUGCCUGGUGCAGUUGAAUUUCGACAAAUAGAUCGUUCCGUUUGAAUAGAAUUUUGUAGUUUUAAACCCAGCUAUUAUCUAAGGAUUCUUUUCUCUUUUUUGAUGUCGGGCGGGAUCCCGAAAUUACGGGUACUCGCACCCCCUAUUUAGAUGCAUAAUGAUAAUGAUAAGCGAGAUAGUGUUGUGUUUUGUAAUAGAAAUAAAUAAAAAAAUAACCA